AGCGGGCACCUGGGUGUGCGCGCAGGAAGAUGGCUGAGCAGGUGCCGAAGUCUGUGCUCUUCGUGUGUCUGGGUAACAUCUGUCGGUCACCCAUUGCAGAAGCAGUUUUCAGAAAACUUGUAACUGAUCAAAAGCUUUCAGAUCAUUGGAGGAUAGACAGUGCAGUGACAUCCAUGUAUGAAAUAGGAAACCCUCCUGAUUAUCGAGGGCAGAGUUGCAUGGAGAAGCAUGGUAUCCCCAUGAAUCACACUGCCCGGAAGGUUACCAAGGAAGAAUUUGCCACAUUUGAUUAUAUACUGUGUAUGGAUGAAAGCAAUCUGAGAGACUUGAAUAGAAAAAGUAAUCAAAUUAAAAACUGCAAAGCUAAAAUUGACCUACUUGGGAGCUAUGAUCCACAAAAUCAACUCAUUAUUGAAGCCCCUAUUAUGGGAAUGAGUCUGACUUUGAGACUGUUUACCAGCAGUGUGUGAGGUGCUGCAGAGCCUUCCUGGAGAAGGCCCGCUAAUGUCACGCCCGUUCUCCCCACAGCCCCCGGCUGGGCCCCACAGGCUCUGCUGUGAGGCCGCAACUGUUUCUUCAGUUGACCCUCGGUUUCUUACCUUAAAUAAUUGUAGAUGGAAAUCAGUUAUUGUAUCUGACAGACAAAUAAAUAAAAAUGUUUCA
Molecule: messenger RNA, 663 nt
Organism: Zalophus californianus (California sea lion)
Lineage: Eukaryota; Metazoa; Chordata; Mammalia; Carnivora; Otariidae
Product: low molecular weight phosphotyrosine protein phosphatase-like
Exons: 1
Coding region: 30-470 (146 amino acids)
Biological process (GO): protein dephosphorylation
Cellular component (GO): cytoplasm
Molecular function (GO): acid phosphatase activity; non-membrane spanning protein tyrosine phosphatase activity
Source: RefSeq, a predicted model, not a curated record